This is a messenger RNA of Podarcis raffonei (Aeolian wall lizard), 5903 nucleotides long. It is a transcript of the gene CNTNAP5, whose product is annotated as contactin associated protein family member 5. Gene Ontology annotation, molecular function: calcium ion binding. NCBI's taxonomy places the organism in Eukaryota, Metazoa, Chordata, Lepidosauria, Squamata, Lacertidae. The transcript has 24 exons. The record is from RefSeq and is a predicted model, not a curated record. The coding region runs from base 318 to 4247 and encodes 1309 amino acids.
UCCUCGCGCCUAUAAGGAGCUGUUCAGCUCCAGGCUGGCUGAAUCCCUAUCGCAGCUCCUGGAGGUGGAUUUCAGGACCUGCCUUAUCAGUGCCUUUUGGCGUUGAGGCGCAGUUGCUUUCUCUCUCUGUGUCUCUUUGGACCUGCUGCUGCUGCUUUCGAGAAGAUCUGGGUAAGGAGGGGGAGAGGUGUCUUUCGCAUUCUCCCUCUCCGGCGUCUUCCAAAAGGGUGCCUGGAUGCCGGAUGGAGUAAGGGAGCCAAGGCACAGCAGCCACGCUCUGAAAUUGGAGAUUACGCAGGCAGAGACGGCACGAGAAAAUGGAUCCUAUCCCCCAACUCUUCAGCGUUUUGACUUUGCUGCUGUUCAGCUUCUGGCAUCUUGGAUUAGCGGCUACCAACUAUAAUUGUGAGGAGCCACUGGUAUUCUCGUUACCUGCGACAUCCUUUGACAGCUCCUCUGAGCUCUCCAGCAGUCACAGCCCCAUCUUUGCAAAGCUCAUCAGACGGGAUGGAGCUGGUGGCUGGUCCCCAUUGGAUUCUAGCAGGGAACAAUGGCUCCAGAUCGAUUUAGGGGACAGAGUGGAAAUUACAGGUGUUGCUACUCAAGGAAGGUACGGAAGCUCAGACUGGACAACAAGCUACAUUCUGAUGUUCAGCGACACAGGUCGCAAUUGGAAGCAGUACAGAGAAGAAGACAUCAUCUGGGUCUUCCAAGGGAACAGCAAUGCUGACAGUGUCAUGCAGCAUAAGUUUCUGCACUCAGUGAAAGCUCGUUUUGUGCGCUUCAUUCCUUUGAAAUGGAGUCCAAGUGGGAAUAUUGGCCUGCGGGUUGAAGUUUUUGGGUGUACAUACAAAUCGGAUAUUGCCGACUUUGAUGGGAGGAGCUCCCUCCUUUACAGGUUCAACCAAAAACUGAUGAGCACCUUCAAAGAUGUUGUUUCCCUCAAGUUCAAGAGCAUGCAAGGAGAUGGGGUCCUAUUUCAUGGAGAAGGGCAGCGUGGAGAUUAUAUUACACUGGAGCUGCAGAAAGGGAAGCUCUCUUUGCACAUCAACCUGGGAGAUGCCAAGCUGCGUUUCAGCAACAGUCACACGUCCGUCACCUUGGGCAGUCUCCUGGAUGACCAGCACUGGCACUCGGUCCUCAUCGAGCGAUUCAAUAAGCAGGUGAACUUCACGGUGGACAAGUAUAUGCAGCAUUUCCGAACCAAGGGAGAUUCAGAUGACUUGAACAUUGAUUAUGAGCUCAGUUUUGGAGGAAUCCCAGUCCCAGGCAAACCAGGAACGUUUCUGAAGAAAAAUUUCCAUGGCUGCAUUGAGAACCUUUAUUACAAUGGAGUCAAUAUCAUUGACCUGGCGAAAAGGCGAAAGCCACAGAUCUACAUCGUGGGUAAUGUGACUUUUGCCUGCUCAGAACCACAAAUCACUCCCAUCACCUUUGACAGCUCCAACAACAGUUACUUGCUGUUACCAGGCACUCCCCAGCUUGAUGGCUUGUCAGUUAGCUUCCAGUUUCGGACGUGGAACAAGGAUGGUUUGCUGCUAUCCACGGAGCUGUCAGAAGAUUCCGGUUUACUCUUGUUAUACCUCCAGCAUGGAAGGAUGUCGCUCAUCAUCCAGAAAGGAACAGAGAAAUAUGUAGGAGUUAGUGCAGGCAGCAAUCUGUAUGAUGGUCUGUGGCAUGCAGUUAACAUCAAUGCUAGAAGACAUCGCAUCACCCUAACUCUCGAUAAUGAUGUAGCAUCUACAGUUCAUGCAACCACUGUUUCACAGAUUUAUUCAGGGCACAGCUACUAUUUUGGAGGGUGCCCUGACAAUUUUACCGAUUCAAAAUGUUUAAAUCCCAUUACGGCUUUUCAAGGCUGCAUGAGACUCAUCUUUAUUGAUAACCAGCCCAAGGACCUCAUUUUAGUUCAGCAAGGUUCCCUGGGGAAUUUUAGUGAUUUGCGCAUUGAUCUCUGUGGCAUCAAAGACAGGUGUCUACCAGACUACUGUGAACAUGGAGGAGAAUGCUCCCAAUCCUGGACAACAUUCCAUUGUGAUUGUGGUGAAACUGGCUACACAGGAACAACCUGUCAUAAUUCUAUUUAUGAGAAGUCAUGUGAAGCCUAUCGGCACCAAGGGAAAACGUCUGGUUUCUUCCACAUAGAUUCUGAUGCAAGUGGUCCACUUCCACCGCUUUUAGUCUACUGUAAUAUAACUGAAGAUAAGAUCUGGACUGUAGUCCAGCACAACAAUACUGAGCUGACUCGAGUCCAUGGGGCAGAUCCCGAGAAACCAUAUGCCAUGAGCUUCAACUACAACAGCAGCAUGGAGCAGCUGGAGGCCAUGAUAAAUAGUGCCGAAUACUGUGAACAGGAGACAGCUUACCACUGCAAAAAGUCACGUCUGCUCAACACUCCAAAUGGAAUGCCAUUUGUUUGGUGGGUUGGUCGAGCCAAUGAGAAGCAUCCUUACUGGGGAGGGUCUCCUCCUGGAGCCCAGCGCUGUGCAUGUGGACUGGAGGAAAGCUGCCUGGAUCUGAGAUACUUCUGUAACUGUGAUGCAGAUAAGGACGAAUGGACCAAUGAUACUGGCUUCCUUUCCUUCAAAGAACACUUGCCUGUGAACCAGAUUGUUGUCACCGACACAAAUAGACCUAAUUCUGAAGCUGUGUGGAGAAUUGGCCCUUUGCGUUGCUAUGGAGAUAGACAGUUCUGGAAUGCAGCCUCUUUCAACACUGAGGCAUCCUACCUCCUGUUCCCCACCUUCCACGCAGAAUUCAGUGCAGACAUUUCCUUCUUCUUCAAGACGACAGCUGUGUCCGGGGUCUUCUUGGAAAAUCUGGGGAUGAAAGACUUUAUCCGAGUUGAAAUAAGCUCUCCUAAAGAGAUUACCUUCACAGUAGAUGUUGGAAAUGGUCCAGUAGGCAUCACCGUCCAGUCUCCUGCAGCCCUGAAUGACAACCAGUGGCAUUAUGUACAUGCUGAACGGAAUCUCAAGGAAACGUCUCUUCGGGUGGAUGACUUUCCAAAGAAGAUUCUGGAGGCCCCAGCUGAAGGACAUUUCCGAUUGCAGCUCAAUAGUCAACUGUUUAUAGGAGCAACUGCUUCCAGACAGAAGGGCUUUGUGGGGUGUAUUCGUUCUCUUCACCUAAAUGGGCAGAAACUUGAUCUUGAAGAGAGGGCCAAAGUCACCCCUGGUGUGAAACCUGGAUGCCCUGGGCAUUGCAGCAGUUAUGGUAACCUUUGCCAAAAUGGAGGUAAAUGUGUGGAGAAGUUAAAUGGCUACCUGUGUGACUGCACCAGCUCUCCAUAUGAAGGACCAUUCUGCAGAGAAGAUGUCUCUGCACUUUUUGAAGCUGGCACUUCCAUUACCUACAUUUUCCAGGAGCCUUAUCCUGUGACCAAAAAUGCAAGUACAACAUCCUCAGCCAUAUAUGCAGAUACUUCGACAUCGAAAGAAAACAUUGCCUUUACGUUCCUGACAACACAUGCUCCAAGCCUCCUGUUCUACAUCAAUGCUUCCUCUCACGACUAUUUAGCUGUUAUUCUUUCCAAGAAUGGAAGCUUGCAAGUCCGAUACAGACUGAGUAAGGACAGAUCCCUUAUAUUCACUAUUGAUUCUGGAAACUUUGCUAACCGAGAGCUACACCAUGUGAAGCUAAAUAGAGAUGGAAGAGAGCUGACUAUUCAGAUUGACCAGGUUCUCAAAGUCAAGCACAACUUUUCCUCGGAGGCGGAUUUCAGAGCCAUCAAAUCUCUGACCUUGGGGAAAGUCACAGAUAGUCAGGGACUAGAUCCAGAAGUCUCCAAAGCAAACUCCUUUGGGUUCAUAGGAUGCAUGUCAUCUGUCCAGUACAACAACAUAGCUCCCCUGAAAGCUGCUUUACGGCAUCCCAGCAUAGCACCUGUGACAGUCGUUGGUUCCUUGUCCGAAUCAAACUGUAGAUCUUUGGUUGAAGUCGAUGUAAAUACAGCAACUACGAUAUACUCUUCAUCAGAUCCAUUUGGGAAGGCAGAUGAGAGAGAGCCACUCACCAAUGCAGUCAGGAGUGAUUCAGCUGUCAUUGGAGGUGUUAUAGCAGUUGUGAUCUUCAUCAUCUUUUGCAUUGUGGCUAUUAUGAGCAGAUUCCUUUACCAGCACAAACAGACACAUCGGAGCAGCCAGACAAAGGAAAAGGAAUAUCCAGAGCACCUUGACAGUUCUUUUAAGACUGAUGUUGACUUGCAGAACACAGUGAGCGAGUGCAAACGAGAAUAUUUCAUCUGACAGACUCUCCAGCUCCAUGUUACACUUUGGCAUUUCUUUGAUUAUGAUGGUUAUUAUUAUUAUUAUUUUCUCACCCAUCCAUUUCUUUUGAAUUUCCCCACCCUUUUGGAAAGAACCCACUUUGCACAGAGGAGAUUGGCAGCAAUGGCAGUGCCUCACUCUCUUUGUGAAACCCACCACAGUUAACGCCUAACAGUUCAAGCAACUAUACAUUCUACCUAAGUUCCACAUAACAUGCAUGGUUGACUGUUUGUUUCCUGGAUUUCUGAAAUGUUGUUUUCUGGACCCAUUUAACUUGCCAUUUCAUGUCGGACCUGAGCGAUAUAUACUAGAGGUAAAGUGUACAAGCUAACUAUGUAGCAUCACAGCUAUUGCAACAAGGUAGUGGGAAAGACUAAGACCAAAUUAUCUCAUAUCUUUAAUUGUGUGUUUAAAAGGGGACAAAUCCUCCUGUCUUUUGCAAAUUGGCAUAAUAAUUCUGUUUCAUGUUGGUGGUGCUGUGUUGAUUUUGCAAGCUGAGGAUCUGGAAUGAUUUUGCCCCUUCUCCAUAUCUUUUAACCCUACCUUUGCGUCCCUGUUAUUUUAUUGUAACUUUUUGACUACAAUAUUCUCAUUUUUAAGGUACCAACCUUGAUUAAACAACAGCAAUGAACAAUUACAAAAAUAAUUCCUGGGCCAAGUAUUAUGCCCAGUGAAUUUUGUCACUGUCAGGGGGAAGAGUGAAAAUGGCCUCUGCAGAUUUUUUGCAAUCUUUGGGCAGUAGAAAAAAACUAAUAUUUGUAGUUGUGGAGUGUCUUACCAUGAUAGUGACUAGAUGCCAGAGGGUUCCAGACUUUCUUUUUUACAGAAAUAAUCUAUAAAACUGCCUAGAGGCAGUUGGCCAUUUUCUCUCCCUCCCCCUAAAUUUCCCCCCCUCCCUCAUAGUACUAGGAUCUGGGGUCAACCAAUGAAACUGAAUGGUGGGAGAGUCAGGACAUACAAUAAUUAGUACUAUUUUAUCUGUACAUAGUUAAACUAUGGAAGUGACAAACGUAAGUUGUAGUGAUGGCUGCCCACUUGACUGGCUUUAAAAGUGGGUUAGACAUAUUCAUAGAGGAUCAUGCUAACAAUGGGGCAUCAUGCUCUGAAUACCAGUUGUUGGGGAUGGCAAGCUAGAGAAGACUAUUGCGUUCAUAACUUGCUCAUGGGCUUCCCAUGGGCAUCUGGUUGGCCACUAUGGGAGACAAGAUGCUGAAUUAUAUAGUCCUUUGUUCUGAUCCAUCAGGGCUCUUCAUAUGCACUUUAUGACAUAGUUAUACCUAAUGUACUUUUUUGUUUGCAAUAAGGAAUGGUGCCAGGCUGCUGCGUAUUGCAGAUACCUUACCACUUGAAGUAGUGGCAAAACUUUCAUAAAAGAUGGAAACCCUCUAAAUCCUUGUUUUUAUCAUAGCAGCCCCCCUCACCCCCUGAAAAACAUUACAAUUACAUUUUAUUUUUGGGGCACAAUUUACUCCAAAGCUUAUACUUCAACUGCAACUUCCAUCACAUAGGGUUGGCUAAAAUCAGUACCUUCUAUGGGAAUAUAACACUAAGUGAAGCAUGAAAACGAGCAGUUUUUAGGUUUCAAUGGUUUAGGUGCCUGCUACAUGUUAGGGCGCCCCAUAAACCCUGACUGGA